Clupea harengus (Atlantic herring) is the source of this 7021-nucleotide messenger RNA. It is a transcript of the gene rgs12b, whose product is annotated as regulator of G protein signaling 12b. Gene Ontology annotation, biological process: signal transduction; regulation of G protein-coupled receptor signaling pathway. Gene Ontology annotation, molecular function: protein binding; GTPase activator activity. The record is from RefSeq and is a predicted model, not a curated record. NCBI's taxonomy places the organism in Eukaryota, Metazoa, Chordata, Actinopteri, Clupeiformes, Clupeidae. Gene Ontology annotation, cellular component: nucleus; plasma membrane; cytoplasm.
ACAGUCUUGGCAGAUGACGCUGAACUUUAGGGCAGUUCUAAAAGUAGCGAUUUGUCAGACAGGCACUGUUGAGAGGAAAAGUGUCAACACUGGUUGUGGCAGCUGGUGUGGUAUAGCUUCAUCUUAACUAGCUUCAUAUUUUGCACUCCCGAAAGACAAGAUCAGACCAAAAUUAAGAAUUACAGGAUGCAAAAUCGGAUAUGUUUUUAUUUUAAGCCUCCAAUGUCCAUCUCUGCCAAAUUACAAGUCAUGUGAGAAACUAUUACAUAUAUUCUAGCCUAUAGAUUAUAUCAUUUCUCAUCAGGAUAAAUUGGAGGUGGAGUGAAGGGGAUCAAUAUUAUUUGUAUUGCCAUAAAACUCUAGUAGAAAUAUUAUUUCACCUUUUGGGAUUUAAAAACACAGUGUAACCAGUUUAAAACAUAUGAAAAUGGGACAAGAUUCAUCUAACAGCAAUAUGCCCGGUUCCCUUCUGAUACAGAAUAAAGUUGGCAAACUAAUUAACUUUAAGCACAACCCCACACGCGCGCACGCACGCACACGCGUACUAUCCCAGCACGGGCUCCAUAGCUAGCUUUCUUUUGUUUAGCCAAGAUAGCUGCUAUCCAUAAGGAGAUGUGAGGGGUUGCGACUCUGCACCAGGAAGCAUCCAAAUGUCCGGUGCCCUGUGAAACUGAGUUGACACCAGCAUGCUUGUGCCGUAGUGAGGAAGCGUUGGCACAGAGGGCGAUGGUAUCGACCUGGUGUUACAUUUAGUUCCCCUGCCCUGCAUUUGUGAAGCUCUCGUCAGUGGAGAAAAAAAGAGGGCGUAAAAAGAUACCAUGUUCAGGCAACAGGAUUUGGGGAAACGGCGAGGGGCGAGUUCCCAGCCGGUUACGCGAGUGCGCGCGGUGGAGGUGGCGCGUGGCCGCACUGGCUAUGGCUUCACACUGUCGGGCCAGUCACCUUGCGUGCUUAACUGCGUCCUGAAAGGCAGCCCCGCAGACUAUAUGGGCCUGCGUGCUGGAGACCAAAUCCUCAGUGUCAACGACAUCAACGUGUCCAAGGCCUCACACGAGGACGUGGUGAAACUCAUUGGGCGCUGCUCAGGUGUCCUGUACCUGGUCGUUGCUGAGACCCACCAGCGUCACCACCACCAUCAUCAUCACAAUCACUCUCACGCACAUCACCCUCAUUAUCACCACCAGCACACCGACUCUUGCUCCAGUGAUGAGGAACUGGCUUACCACGACCCCAGGGGUGCCUGGCCUACACGGUCUAAGGUGGAUUCUAAGACACUGGGAAUUAACCGGGCGGAGCGUGUGGUGGCAGAGAUGCAGUCAGGGGGCAUCUUCAGCAUGAUCUUUGAGGGCGCCUGCUCUAGCCACUCAUCCAGCAGCUCCGAGAGAGCGACAGCCGUCUCGUCCUCAGCAGCCAAACCUAAAGGCAAGCCCCAUGCCCUGUCCGAGUCUGAGGCCUUACCCCAGCCCAGUCUACGCAGGCACUGCAGCCAGCCAGACUUGCUGUCCGAGGAGGAGCUGGCCCAGGUGCUGCAUGCCGACGACUCUGUCUUCCUGGACACGUUUGAGGUGGAGCCACCCAGCCCCGCCGGCCUGCCCGACUCCCCCGGGGAUGAUAUCCUGAACGUGGGCAUGGUGGUUGGCUACCUGGGCUCUAUCGAGCUGGCCUCGGCCGGCGGAAGCCUGGAGAGUGACAGCCUGCAGGCCAUCCGCGGCUGCAUGCGGCGCUUGCGCGCCGAGCAGAAGGUGCACUCGCUGGUGCUGCUGCAGGUGAUGCUGGACUGCGUGCGUCUGCGCAGCGAGCGCGGCCACGUGCUGGCCACCUACCCGGCUGAGAAGCUGGCCUUCAGCGCCGUCUGCCCAGACGACCGGCGCUUCUUCGGCCUGGUCACCAUGCAGGCAACGGACGAGUACCGACCCCGUGAGGAGGUGGAUGAGACGGACCUGCGCACCUCCUGCCACGUGUUCCUGGUGGACCCCGAACUGUGCCACCACAAGAUCCACCAGAGCAUCACACGCCGCUUCGGCUUCGACUGCACGCCCGACCCCGACACAGGCGGCUGCCUGGAGUUCCCACCCACCUCCCAGGCCCUGUUGCAGUUCGUAUCAGUGCUCUACCGCGACAUGGGGGAGUCCAUCGAGGGUGUGCGCGCACGGGCCUUCCUGGACAACGGCGCUGGAGGGGUUGGCGCCGUCGCGGCGGGAGACAUGGACGCGCAGCAGAACAACAGCACCAGCAGCAACAGUGAUAGCGGCAUCGGCAACUUCCUGCCCGAGGAGAAAAGCAACCGCGUGCUGCUGGUCGACCUGGGGGCCAACCCCGGCCACCACACCCCAUCUGGGCGCUGGGAGUUCCCCCAGCCGGCUCGCGGCAUGCCUGCCGCUCACGGCCCUCCCCCUCCCCCACCCCCUGCCACUCACAGGAACGGCUACCGGCACGAGCCUCUGUCCGACCUCGCUGACGCACCUCCCCUCUCCUCCAGACACCUCAGCGUCUCGUCCAGGAUGGAACUCCAGGGCCAUCCCUCCCGCUCGCUCUACUCCAAGAAGACGGCGGUUGGAGCAGGGGCGGCAACAGGAGCAGCAGUAGCAGGAGGAGGCGGUGGCGAUAGCAGUUGUGGGGCAUCAGGGAGCCAGCGCUGGCUGCCGGGGCACGUCCUGCGGGACUGGAAACAGCAGCAUGGCCACAGCAGCGAUCAGGAGUCCUAUGCAGAGUCCACCGACGGCUGGUCCAGCGCCAACUGCAGCACUCUGCCGCCUCCCAUGAGCAAGAUCCCUGCCGACCGCUACCGGGCCGCAGGGGAGAUCGUGGCGGCAGCCACCUCACAGCCCCACCGGCUGGCUACACAAAAAGACGAGUGGGCCAAAAAGCUGUUUGGGACGGAAAAGGGGCUCCGCGAGCAGCAGAGGGGAGCCAGGGGCAAAGACGGAGGAGAGAAGAAGGGUGGAAGGUUCCGGGGCUUGUCCCUAGGCUUCCCUCCUCUGCCCCAUCGUUCGUCAGGUCGUCGCUCAUUUGGCCGCUCCAAGCGCAUCAGUCUGGCCCGCUCACUGGAUGACCUGGAGUCUGCAGCGGUCUCCGAUGGCGAGCUGAACAGCGGUGAUCUGAAGGGCUGUGGCAGUGACAACAGCCUGAACAGCAACGCCAGCCUGCCCAGCGUACAGUGCCACCGGCGCCACACGGAGCGCCGCGUGGCAUCAUGGGCCGUGUGCUUCGAGCGCCUGCUUCAGGACCCCGUCGGCGUCCGCUACUUCUCGGAAUUCCUGAAGAAGGAGUUCAGUGAGGAAAACAUCCUGUUCUGGCAGGCCUGUGAGUUUUUCAGCCAUGUUCCAGAGACGGAUAAAAAGCAGCUCUCCCAGAGGGCCCGCGAGAUCUACAACAGCUUCCUGUCCAGCAAAGCCACCACGCCCGUCAACAUAGACAGCCAGGCCCAGUUGGCUGAUGACAUCCUCAACGCCCCCCGGCCCGACAUGUUCAAGGAGCAGCAGCUUCAGAUUUUCAACCUGAUGAAGUUUGACAGCUACACACGCUUCCUCAAGUCAUUUCUGUAUCAGGAGUGCAUGCUGGCCGAGGUGGAGGGCCGCCCCCUGCCUGACCCCAACCAGAUCCCCAGCAGCCCCACCUCCAAACACAGCACCAGCUCAGACCGCUCCAACUUCUUCACUCCCAAGAAGGAGGACAAGAAGAACAAAUCUGGGCGGUCCCUGAACGAUGACAGCAAGGAUGAGCAGUGUGACAAAAAGAAAGGGAUCUUCUUCUCAUGGUCCCGGAACAGGAGCUUUGGAAAAGGCCCCAAGAAGAGAGACCUGUGUGACUACAGUUUCACUGGCAGUAAUGGCCGACGGGAAUCCCAGGGCUCUUUAUCCUCGGGGACCAGUCUGGAGUUGGGCACCUCAGGCUCGGGCAAGAAUGAGGGUGACACGUCGCGGAACUCCAUGUCCUUGAUGGAGCGUGUGGUGAGGCACUGCAACAUCAACCUUCCGGACGGUUCUUGCUGCUCGGUACCCAUCAGGCCCGGCGUGUCCAUCCGCGAGGUGCUGCACGGGCUGUGCGAGAAACUGUCCAUCAACCUCGCCGCCGUAGAUCUGUUCUUGGUGGGAGGAGAGAAGCCUCUUGUGCUUGACCAGGACUGCAUGACGCUGUGUUCACGCGACCUGCGACUAGAGAAACGCACUUUGUUCAGAUUGGACCUGGUGCCAAUCAAUCGAUCUGUUGGGUUGAAGGCUAAACCCACCAAACCCGUCACUGAGGUUCUGCGACCGGUCGUGGCCAAAUAUGGGCUCCACUUAGCGGACCUUGUGGCCAGGAUAAGCGGAGAGAAGGAGCCUCUUGACUUGGGUCUGCCCAUAUCAAAUCUGGAUGGGUUAAGAGUGGUACUAGAUGUAGCUGACCAUGCCGCAGGAAAGGCAGUGACGGACAAGCAGAAGCUGACCUCCUCCAAGAGCCACGGUCCGCCCCUGAGUGCCAGGAGCCAGUCUGCAACAGGGGACGAGAAAGCAUCAGGGAAGGCCUCAUCUGUCAAAACCCAGCUGCAAGUGGAAAAAAGGAGGCAGAAAAAGAUUAAUAUAGACGAAGCUGAAGAGUUCUUCGAGCUCAUUUCCAAAGCUCAGGGCAAGCGAGCGGACGACCAGCGAGGUCUGCUAAACAAAAGCGACCUGGUGCUGCCCGACUUCCUGCGCCUGGCCGACAGCGACAACGACCCGAACGACACCGACGGCCACCGCGGCAGCGGGCAGCGGCGCCGUGGCAACCACCCACACCAGCCCCUCCUCUGCUCCACACCCGCCGACCGGGCCCGGGGCCGGGAGAAUGGCUCGGCCUUCAGUGGCAGCUACCAAUCGCAGAGCCUGGACUUGGGAGCGAAUGACAGCGGGGGCCGGGGGGGGCCAGGGCCCCGGCGCGCUCUCAUGCCCCCCUCUGGCCAGCGCCUGCGCCGCCCCCAGGGCCCCUUCCCCUCGGCCUUCUCCCCCGUAGGCCCCUCCUCAGAGGCCCGCGGCACCCCCGCAGACUGGUCCGGGGAGGGCGGUGUCUCGGGCAUGGGGCACGCCCUGGAGGACGAGGAGAGCAAUGCGGACCUGACACUGGUGGGCGAGGGAGACAUUAGCAGCCCCAACAGCAGCUUGCUGCCCCCUCACGCCUCCAUGUCCGAGGACUCCUGUCACCACAGCUACGUCCCCUCCGCGGCCACCACCUCGGCCACCGCCAGCCAUGGAUGGACCGGAUCAGGUAUCUCCCCAGUGUGACCCCUUAAUCACACGCAUACACACACCCUCCUUGCACAUGCUCACUCAUAAACAUGUGUGGGUAUGUGCAGGACUGUGUGUGUGUGUGUGAUAGAGAGUGAGUGUGGAUGCACGUGCGUUUUGGUUUGCCUCCCCUCCCUGACUACCAAGAAUAUGCCAUCAUCUUGCAAUCUGCCAUCACAUGUGCAAGACCAGUGCCAAACAACCCCCCUCCACCUCCACGUCCAAACUCAGUCCCACCCAGACCACACGCGCUCCCUGUGUAAAUAUACUCGUCAAUGCACUUUAACAAACAUUUUGAGAAAGAGACUUUUUCAGUGUCAUUUUUUACUUUGACUAGUGAUAUUACUCUUCAAGAAUCACCCCCUUUUCUCCCCUAAGUCACCCGCAGUUGCCAUAAAACACAGCACACUCCAGCCACCAAACCUCUGUGUUUCCCGGCAGCCCGCACCACACAAUAACACCUCUGUAGCUCAGUGUAGCCGUUAUCACAGUUCCAAGAUCUGCUGCAGGCGCUAGCCGUCCAUUACCGCCUCCACGCCCCCUCGUCCGGGGGCUCUUCUCGUGACUGCCACAGCACAGGACUCAAAAGAGCACGAAUCAUGUGAUCGUGUUUUCUCUCUCCUACAGACUCUGCUCUGUACAUAGAAGUCUCAUGCCUCAAACUUGCAACACAGCCUGUAAAUAACGAGGUGUCGCUUGCCUCCCUCAUGUAGAUGUCACACACGCGACAUGCACACACACACACACACACACACACACACACACACACACACACACACACGCGCGCGCGCGCGCGCAUUUAAAAAUAGAUACAAACUACCCAUAAAGUGCAGUCUACAUUUUAAAAACUCUCCUGUAGAUAGCUGCUAAGGAACACAUACACAAGCAGGAUUAUUCUUAACUGCUUGUGUUAAUCUAAUCUUGUGUCAGUGUGCCAAGGCCAUGUCUUAUUUCGAAUUAACGCUAACUGAGGUUUGAUGGAAGUUCAUGUUCAUUUUUAGAAAAGGUAAUGCAUGCUGUGUAACGAUCUUACAUAGCACAAAGGCUUAAAAUGCAGUGCUUUUUUUCUCUCACACACACACACCCACACACCCACACACACACAUUCAUUCAUCCAUGGCCGCUGAAACUUCCCACGGCUCAAAGCUAAUUAGCGGCAGUAGCCAGUACAGUUAAAUGAAGCCCAUGUCUGCCGAGCCCCCUAAUCAGUGAACAGCACAGGAGCACGACCCCUGCUGCACCGUGCGCUCUCUCUCUCUCUCUCUCUCUCUCUCUCUCUCUCUCUCUCUGAUCACUCCACACUGUGGUCCAUUCCUGCUGUUCUCCAUCAUUAUUCUCCUGAUAGAACUGCAAUUCAACAAUGCUAAAUGAAUGAGAAUGACGGCUUCCAUUGCCUUCUAAAAAACAAACCAGACUAUGGCUUUGAAUAUAGAGCCUCUAGCUGUUGUGUUUUAUAAAUAUAUAUAUACAGUAUGUCACCAUGUAAUAUAACACAGAGAAAUAAUUUAUCUCAUGUUGUUUUUAAUUUCAUUGUAUUAUCUGCAAAGUGAACGAGUACUAAUUGUGUACAUAGUUGUAUUAUUCCCUUUUCCUGUCAUUUGUGUUCUUUUUUAAGCCAAUGACUGUCAUUGUUGAAUUGCACGCCACAGCUCAUUUCAGUCCUCAGUAGGUGCUUCUUCUGUUUCUGUAGACAACAGAUCUGCUCUGAUUGACCUUGUGUUUUUGCAGCCUCUGUAAAUAGAUCUCUAAUAAAUGUUCCUGGGUGGAAUCACCCGCUCUUA